AUGGAAACAAGUAAUCUGGUUACCGCUUCACUAGUUGUUACAACAAUCUUAAUAAUUACACCGUUUUUUGUCACCCCAAAAACAAAGGAAUCCAAACGGAAGAAAAAGAAUAACCUCAAUAAAGAGAUUGAGAUAAAAACUUAUACUUUUGGUCUAAUAAAUCAAGGCAAUAAUAUCUGUUUUCUUAAUUCUGUACUACAAAGUUUGGCAUCAUUAAAAGGUCUUCGAAAAUAUCUUGAAAAAAAAGUAGAAAGUAAUCCAUCGGAUACAACACGACCGGUAACUUUUGCUUUGCACGUAACUUUAGAGAGGCUCAAUGAACCUCUAACGAAACAACAGUCAUUUAUUGCGACGGACGUGGUUUUAGCCCUGCAGGCCAAUGCAAGACGUUUAAUUAAUAGGCAACAACAAGAUGCUCAUGAGCUGUUUCAACUCUUGAUUCAAUCUCUUGGGGCAGAAGAAGAUUAUGAAAGACGUCCGAAAUCUCUUUUGGACUUGGAAUUAAUUAGAAAAUUGGCUGCCGAAAAAGAUAAGAUCAAGCAUUUUGUGAGUGAACGUAACCCUCUUCGCGGAUUAACCGCUUGUCGUGUUUCUUGUAUGAAAUGCGGAUAUUGUGGGCCAAUUCGUCACAUCACGUUCGAUAAUAUCUCGAUUCCACUUCCAGGACUAUCAUCUGUCCCUUUAGAUGUUCUUCUAAGAACAUAUGCUGGAACGGAUUUUAUUGACGAAUAUAACUGUCCACAUUGCAGUUUGAUCGAAACGUUAGCAUCAAUUGAAAAUGCGCUCGAGGACACAAAGAGGGAGCCUAGCGACAAAGGAAAUGAGUCAAAGCUGGAAAAUGACCGACAGGUUGUCAAAAAAGCACUUGCAACUGACGUUGAUACGGACAUAAGUAAUCAAUUACAACUAACAAAAUUGGCCCAUGUUAAAAGCACGGCUAGCAAACAUACAAUGUUUGCAAAAUUGCCCGACGUUUUUGCCAUCCAUUUUUCUCGAUCUAUUUAUUAUCAAAGCGGAUGGACUUUAAAGAAUCCAUGCAAAGUCAAAUUCUCUGACUCUAUUGACAUGAUGAAGUAUAUAUCAGGAGGGUAUUUGGCUAAUAUGCCUAGCGAACCAAUGUCAUCGCCACCAUCACCAAUCUUAUCGUCACCAAUGUCAUCACCAAUUUUAGCGGGUAUUGGUGCAAGCAGCCGGAGAAAUGACAUUCCAUGUGAAAGUGGAAAUAUUUACAUGUUAAAAUCGGUCAUCGUUCAUCAAGGUGAUCAUAGAUCGGGUCACUUUGUUACUUAUCGUCGUAAGGAGGAUAGCGAUAUUUGGUGGCGCCUUUCGGAUGAAUAUGUUGAGGAAGUCAAGUUAAAGCAAGUACUCAACGAAGAAGCGUAUAUGUUAUUCUAUGAAAAGGCCCAACAAUGA
Molecule: messenger RNA, 1413 nt
Organism: Funneliformis geosporum
Lineage: Eukaryota; Fungi; Glomeromycota; Glomeromycetes; Glomerales; Glomeraceae
Source: the annotation of a GenBank genome assembly